Molecule: messenger RNA, 2644 nt
Organism: Ctenopharyngodon idella (grass carp)
Lineage: Eukaryota; Metazoa; Chordata; Actinopteri; Cypriniformes; Xenocyprididae
Gene: mkxb
Product: mohawk homeobox b
Exons: 7
Coding region: 220-1266 (348 amino acids)
Biological process (GO): regulation of transcription by RNA polymerase II; muscle organ development; cell development
Cellular component (GO): nucleus
Molecular function (GO): RNA polymerase II cis-regulatory region sequence-specific DNA binding; DNA-binding transcription factor activity, RNA polymerase II-specific
Source: RefSeq, a predicted model, not a curated record
UUCCGGGGUGUGAAACCCUUCAGUGUUGGGCUGAUAUAGUGGAGUCGCAGUUGCUGAGCGCAGUGCUGUUGAAUAUCAGCAAGUGGGAUGGAAGACACUGAAAUUAUAGUGUCGCUGUAGUUUAGCGACUAACAGGAUAACUUUGGGCAUUAUCGCAGUAUAAGGAAAAUUUCCUGGACAGACUUUGGAGCUACAUUGUCAUUUGGCACAUGGCACUUAAUGAAUGCAGCGCGAGCAGCGAUGAACACGACAGUCUUCAGUAAGUUUGAUCGGCUGCGUUUUGAGGAGACCGAACAGAAUGUGGAAAGAACCAGUAGGAGCUAUUUAGAGGUGAUUGAUGGACAACAUUCAGAUUUACUGACAAGCCACAAAGUGAUGGAUGGCACCGAAGCUCUUAAACACAGGCGAAAUGGUGGAGGGAAGGUGCGGCACAAACGUCAGGCCCUGCAGGAUAUGGCUCGACCACUGAAGCAGUGGCUCUAUAAGCACAGGGACAACCCUUACCCCACCAAAACUGAAAAGAUACUGCUGGCUCUGGGCUCCCACAUGACCCUGGUUCAGGUCUCAAAUUGGUUUGCGAAUGCAAGACGUAGACUCAAGAACACAGUUCGACAGCCUGACUUGAGCUGGGCUCUACGUAUAAAACUGUACAAUAAAUAUGUACAAGGAAACGCUGAGAGACUCAGCAUUAGCAGUGAUGACACAACAUCGGACGAUGGGGAGAAUCCUUUAAAGAUGCAGGCCAGUGAAUCAGACUAUAAGAGACCCACGCACAAGAGCGUUAUUCAGGACAGCAGAGGCAAAGGUGUGGGGCGAAGCACAGACCCCUCAGUUUGUGAUGAUUAUGUGUCUCCACCAAAAUACAAGAACAGCUUGCUAAACCGCUACCUAAAUGAUUCCCUACGGCAUGUAAUGGCUUCCGAAAAAAUUAUAGACUCUCGGAAGAGGAACCAUUCUGGAUCGUUUAGCUCCAACGAGUAUGAGGAUGAUCUGCUUUCACCCUCAUCAGAAGCUGAGGCAAACUUCACCUACCGUACAGUGACGUUGGACUGUGGUACACGCCAGAGUGAUAGCGGUGCUUGUAAAGGUGGCGGAGGAGGAAAUAAUGAGACUUACUGGAAAGAGCUCCAUGCCGCCAUGGCCCUGACCAACCUGGCCCAAGGGAAGGAGAGCGCAGCGCCGGGCACCACCAGCUGUAUCAUCCAGAAGUCUUCCCAUAUAGCAGAGAUUAAGACUGUCAAAGUGCCCGUACAACCCCGACAUUAGUGGCUAACAGACUGGACAGCGGUCUGUACUAGGUUAUAAUUGCUAAAAGACUACCUGAACACUUGACUAUGUACUACAUGCAAUAAUUUAGUUGAAAAUGAUCCACAACAGCCUUUUCAGAGAGGAAAAAUACAUGUUGAUUGACCAGAGUGCCUAUUUUUUUUUUUUUUUUACCACUGUCUGAUGAAAAAUGACACAGAAAAGAGAGUUUAUUGUGUGGACGGUCACUACCACUAAACACAGAAGCACAAAAAUCUGACUCUUUCUGAUUUAUACUGUCAUAAUUUCUAAAAUGCAGUUUUGUCCAUGGCUAAAAUGUAAUAUAUUAAUCAUGUAUGUAUUCAAUUUCUUAAGUUAUGUUAUUUUAAUUUUAAUUGACACAGGAUUAUUGUCAUCCUAUGGCAAUGGCAUAUAAAUGUGGAUUCUUGUGUUUUGUUUUGGCAAGUAUGGCAUAUAGAGGAAGUUUUUUUUUUUUUUUUUUUUUUUACUUUUUUGAAAAUUCUGUAUGAGUGAAGCAACUUUUUUUCUUUUAAUUUCAUGUGUCAUUGCCAAGUUUAUAAUGCAAAACAGAGUCAUUUGAGAGCAAAUAAAAGUUUCUCAAUAAAAUACAUUGGCGCUUUGAUAAAAUUUGCUCCUUUCAUCUCUUGUUUUCUUUGGACGCCCAUUUCCUUGGAGUGAAAAAUAGAAAAGGUAAUUGUGAGAUAAAAUUUAAAAUAAGAAAUAAAGUCGCAUAAUGGGAUAAAUUAUCACACUGUAUUAUAUAAAAUUACAGUUAUGAGAAAUAAACAAUUGCAAAUUGUACUUGCAAGAAAUACUGUACUAUCUCUAUGGCAAUUAUGAUGCCUGGAAGUGAAACUACAUGAAAUAUAUAUAUAUAUACACUUUGUCCUGCUUCCUCUCCAUUUCAGUUAGAGGUAUUUUAUUAAUUUAUUAUUUUUUACCAUUUUAUUUUAUUUAUUAUUUACUGUGAAGCAGAAAUGGACCGCCAUAAUUUUCACCUAAUCCAGUAUAUAGAGUCAGAGCCACAUUUUGAUAAAAGCAACUAGCACUCCAAUCUGAUAAAGAAAUAGCACACCCAUGCCGAAACAGUUACCCUUGACAUCUGCACAGAGCUCAGCUGCUUGUACUAGGCCAUAUUGGAUAAGCAUUUGCAUUUCAGUUAUGUACCUGAUAGCUCUUCUAGAUAGGCUGUUUGAACAGUCCGUUAUGUUUGAGUCUUGCUGGGCGCAUUUAAACGGUUCAGCCAGCAGCAAGAAUUUGGAAUUGAAUAUACAGUCUGCCUUGUUGUAUCUCCUUACAGACCUGACCACAUGCUCUGUGUUUUGCUCUCCAGCCUUAUUUCUCCCCACCCAUGCUUCAAGGAAGACUAAAACAUAAU